CGGCCUCGGGUGCAGUGUGACGUCACGAAGUUCCCGUCUGCUUUAUUUUGCUUCGGUCUCCGGAGCCGCCAUUAUAGGAAGGACCGGAGCGAGCCGAGCUGGAGAACACCGGAGCGGGCCAGAGCGGGAGGGACCGGACGAGCGGCACCGAGGGGUCCGGUCCCGGGGAAGAUGAGCGGCGGGGGAAGGCCGGCGACGGGAUAGAUUCAGGUUCAACCACCCGAUCCCAUAGAACCCCAUACCAUCCGAACCGUAUGUGUGUACAGAGUCCCGAACGUGUCAAGCCAGAACACACAUCACGGCUGAUCGGGAGUGUUUACCGUGGUCAGCCGCUGGUCAACUUCCUGACAGAUACAGCCAUCCAUUCUGGGGAGUGUUACGAUGACUGAGCAUGGCAUAAAGUGGGCUUGCGAAUAUUGUACUUACGAGAAUUGGCCGUCUGCAAUCAAGUGUACCAUGUGUCGUGCCCAGAGACCCAGCGGUGCCAUAAUCACAGAGGAACCAUUCAAAAGCAGCACCCCCAAUGUGGGUACUAUAGAAAGAGGCGGAGGGAGUCCUUUAAUUUGCCCUGAUUCAAGCGCCAGGCCACGUGUAAAGUCCUCAUUUAGCAUGGAAAAUAGCAGUAAGUGGUCCUGUCACAUCUGUACCUACCUGAACUGGCCUAGGGCCAUCCGAUGCACUCAGUGUUUGUCCCAGCGCAGGACACGUAGCCCCACAGAAUCCCCACAGUCCUCUGGAUCAGGUUUACGCUCCGUUCCCAGCCCCAUCGACCCGUGCGAGGAAUAUAAUGACCGCAAUAAACUGAACAUAAAGGGCCAGCACUGGACUUGCUCUGCUUGCACGUACGAGAACUGUGCCAAAGCAAAGAAAUGCGUGGUGUGUGACCACCCCACCCCCAACAACAUGGACGCUAUAGAGCUGGCAAAUACUGACGAGGCAUCCUCCAUUAUUAACGAGCAAGACCGCGCUCGCUGGAGAGGUGGCUGCAGCAGCAGCAACAGCCAGCGUCGAUCGCCACCCAUGUCCAAGAGGGAUUCCGAGAUGGACUUCCAAAGGAUUGAGCUAGCUGGGGCAGUGGGUAGCAAGGAUGAGCUGGAACUGGACCUCAAAAAGCUUAAGCAGAUCAAAAACCGCAUGAGGAAGACGGACUGGCUGUUCUUGAAUGCAUGUGUGGGUGUUGUGGAAGGUGAUCUGUCAGCAGUGGAAGCGUACAAGACGUCAGGAGGAGACAUUGCCCGUCAGCUCUCUGCCGAUGAAGUUCGUCUUCUGAACCGUCCGUCGGCCUUUGAUGUGGGUUACACUCUGGUGCACCUGUCUAUUCGCUUCCAGAGGCAGGACAUGCUGGCCAUACUUCUGACAGAAGUGUCUCAGCAUGCAGCCAAAUGUAUCCCAGCCAUGGUGUGUCCUGAGCUUACCGAGCAAAUCCGCAGGGAGAUUGCAGCUUCCAUGCACCAGAGGAAGGGAGACUUUGCCUGUUACUUCCUGGCAGACCUGGUGACUUUCACUCUACCUGCAGACAUAGAGGAUCUGCCACCCCCUGUUCAGGAGAAACUAUUUGAUGAAGUCCUGGACCGUGAUGUGCAGAAAGAGUUGGAGGAGGAAUCUCCUAUUAUUAAUUGGUCACUGGAGCUGGGGACCCGUCUGGACAGCAGACUUUAUGCACUUUGGAACCGCACAGCAGGUGACUGCCUGCUGGACUCUGUACUACAAGCCACCUGGGGCAUCUAUGACAAAGACUCUGUGCUAAGGAAGGCUCUACACGACAGCCUCCACGACUGCUCCCACUGGUUCUACAGCCGUUGGAAGGAGUGGGAGUCUUGGUACUCCCAGAGCUUCGGAUUACAUUUCUCUCUAAGAGAGGAACAGUGGCAGGAAGACUGGGCUUUUAUUCUGUCACUUGCAAGCCAGCCAGGGGCCAGCCUGGAACAGACGCACAUCUUUGUUCUUGCGCAUAUUCUUAGAAGACCAAUCAUAGUAUAUGGAGUGAAAUAUUACAAGAGCUUCCGCGGGGAGACUUUGGGCUACACUCGCUUUCAAGGAGUGUACUUACCGCUUCUCUGGGAGCAGAGCUUCUGCUGGAAAAGCCCUAUCGCCUUGGGCUACACAAGGGGCCACUUCUCGGCCCUGGUUGCCAUGGAGAAUGACGGCUAUGACAAUCGUGGGGCUGGCGCAAAUCUGAACACCGAUGACGAUGUAACGGUUACGUUUCUGCCACUGGUGGACAGUGAAAGGAAACUACUGCACACUCACUUCCUGUCUGCGCAAGAGCUCGGCAACGAGGACCAGCAGGAGAAGCUCCUGCGUGAAUGGUUGGACUGUUGUGUUACCGAAGGCGGGGUCUUGGUAGCCAUGCAAAAAAGCUCCCGCCGCCGUAACCACCCACUAGUGACGCAAAUGGUGGAAAAGUGGCUGGAUGGCUACCGCCAGAUCCGCCCCUGCACGGCGUUGUCUGACGGAGAAGAGGACGAGGAAGAUGAGGACGAGUGAGAAGAUCCUCUGGAGUUAAUGGCUGAUCCACACACACACCCUGUGUGUCAUUACUGGGACCUGAGGUAAUGGGACCCUGCCUCAUCUGCUUGAGGCCUGACGCGGGGAGGAAUGAUCCAGCCCACCCAGUCCCGGAAAACCGCACCUGUAGCUCCGAUGAAAACAUCCUUAUGUUACCAGGACUGGACACUGUAUUGUUUUUCAUUCUGUCUCUCCCUACUACUCUGGGUUGUAAAUCUUGGCGUAUAAUGCAUGUGUUGUGCAGCAGAGGAGAGAGGACUUUUGAAGGUGAAAAUCCCAUGAUCAAACCCAUCAGAGAAAUGGGCUGGUCACGUUUUGCUUUGCCCCUAGUUCCUGCCCUUCUUCUUUUUUUUUUUUUUUUAAUUGCAAAGCUUUAUUUUCAUUUUCACUUCUUGUUUUAAACUGGCCCUCACUUGAUUUUUAACCCUGGCAUUACUGGACAGGCCAAGAGUAUAUUGCACAGUUACACACACACAGCUUGUGGCUGUCUCGAGCAAUAAAGGGGUUAAGGAUACUUUAAUUUUUAGGAUUCUGUACACAAGUGGUAGGAACGCUAUAUGUGACCUGCCACCUGCACAAACAAUGAUGGUCUCAAGUGUCAGACCGAAAACCAUUUUAAUUUUCCUUUUAUGAAAUAAUGGUAAUGAAAUAGCUAAGGAUUAUAUGGAGAAGAGCUGGGGAUACUGAGCGCUGUCUUCUUCCGAGUCACCUGUUUUUGUUUUUUUCUUUCUUCUGAAAACUUUAUAUAUUUAUUUGUUCAGAAACACUUAUCCCCCCCCUUUACUUCUCCUCACAUGCAGGAAUUGGGUUCUAAAGCGAUUGUGUGCAGUUUGCCAGCUUGAACUUGAUUGCGAAUGUGACACAAAUACAUCAUCUUGCUGUGAA
Molecule: messenger RNA, 3393 nt
Organism: Pseudophryne corroboree (corroboree frog)
Lineage: Eukaryota; Metazoa; Chordata; Amphibia; Anura; Myobatrachidae
Gene: ZRANB1
Product: zinc finger RANBP2-type containing 1
Exons: 11
Coding region: 382-2487 (701 amino acids)
Biological process (GO): cytoskeleton organization; cell migration; protein deubiquitination involved in ubiquitin-dependent protein catabolic process
Cellular component (GO): cytoplasm; nucleus
Molecular function (GO): cysteine-type deubiquitinase activity; K63-linked polyubiquitin modification-dependent protein binding
Source: RefSeq, a predicted model, not a curated record